This is a messenger RNA of Rattus rattus (black rat), 1912 nucleotides long. RefSeq names its product chromosome 6 C2orf81 homolog (gene C6H2orf81). The record is from RefSeq and is a predicted model, not a curated record. Lineage: Eukaryota; Metazoa; Chordata; Mammalia; Rodentia; Muridae. The coding region runs from base 58 to 1851 and encodes 597 amino acids. The transcript is spliced from 4 exons.
AGCGAUGGAGGGUCCUGAGGGCAGCUGAAACACCGUCUUGGAGUGACUGUCGUGACAAUGUCACACGAAGGCUCGAGGCAGGCGCGAGACCGUGGGGUGACCCGAUCCAAGGCAGAAAAAGCCCGGCCACCCACCCAGCCGGUGCCGCAGGUGGACAUCGUGCCUGGGCGGCUCAAUGAGGCAGAAUGGAUUGCGUUUAUGUCACUGGAGGAGGGCGAGGACAUAGUGGGUGACAUCUUGGCCGACCUUGUGACUCGAGUUAUGGAGUGUGCCUUCAAAGUCUAUCUGACCCAGCAGUGCGUUCCAUUCACCAUUAGCCAGGCUCGAGAGGCCAUGCUGCAGAUCACUGAGUGGCGCUUCCUGGCCCGAGAUGAGGGAGAAUCUGCAGUGGCUGAGGACCCCACGUGGGGCGAGGAUGAGGAGCCCCUGGCAUGCACCACGGAUGCCUGGGCCCAGGGCUCCGUGCCUGUACUGCACGCACCGGCGCCCGUUGGUGUAGAGGAGCACUUCCACAACGAAGAACCUGGGAACCCGGACCAGUUCCUUAUAGGUUCAUCGUGGUUGGGCGGAGAGACCCAGGAGCCGACACAAUCUUCAGAACCUUCUGCCGAGCCUAGAGUCACCCCGACACCCACGCCCGCCAUGGAGGUGUUUGAGGAAGCUGAGCCUCGGGAUGCGUUGGAAGUACCCCACAGCCGGGAGAGUAUCUUGACUGUGCCCUCGAAGGAGUCUUUACGACCUACUCUGGAAGUCCAGACCGUCCACAGCCCCCAGCUUUCUCCGAAGCUGUCCCAAGUAGUCAGUCUGCAGACCUGUGAGAGGACGGGCUCAUCCUUCGGUUCACACCUGUCGCUGCAGGAUCUUUACCACUGCGUGCCCCAGCCAGACGCCGCGGGGGACCGGCUGAACUUGAAGAACAAGGGCCAGCUCGGCCGCUCCUCGAUAGGGUCGGCAGAUAGGUCCCUUCUCGAUGUGCCCACGCCGGAUGGGCCCUCCCCGUUUCUGCAGCCUGGAGGAAUGGAACGGCGGCCAAGCCACAAGACGCCCACGAUGCGCCUGGAUCCCUCACGGCUGCCCCGCCACUGGGUGCGCCCCGUGGCCGAGGUCCUGAUCCCAGACCAAGAAGCGCGCCCUUUGGAAAUAUAUCGCGUGCGUCCGCGGAAGAGCCAACUUGGGGCCUCAGCAAGCGAGUCCCAAGCCCUCGGCUCACGUACGCACUCCAAACUCCAGGUCUCUUUCCCAAGUUUCCCUCUCAAGCGUUGCGCUACAUUCCGUUCUUCCGGCCCGGAUCCCACUUUAAACUUGGCCCAAUCCUCACCAUCCUUCGGGUCAAACCUGCCAUUCCUCAGCCCCGGGUUCCGCUUCCUCGCUAGAAACCUAGUCCCUCCCGACGUCGCCAGUGCUCCGAGCCCCAAACUAUGGCCCCGAGCUAAGUGGCCAAGCGGUUGGGAGCGGGAGGCGGAGCAGCUGGGAGAGCUGUGGGCGGGACGGACUCGAGUGCCUCCACAGGGCCAGGAACCUGUGGAAGACUCUGUCUCAGAGGACUCUGGAUGGCCCCUAGCGGUGCCCCAGGUCCUCGAGGCUACGUCCCAGGUGCUGUGGAAGCCCAUGGUUAUUUCAGAAAACAUGAAGCUGGUUCCUGGUGUGAGUAUGUGGAACCGGGGCACCCAGGAGCUGCUCAACCCUGCUGCCAUCCAGGAGGAGGCUGAAGAAGGCACCCCUCAGGCGCCUGAGCAGCAACCCAUCCAGACAGGUGUGUCCAAGCCUCAGGUGAUUAUGAAACAGCUAAGGAACGAGACCCCCAAAGCCUGGCUGCUCCCCACCAAGCCUGUGCCCCACUCUGGGUCCUGAGCCUCCACACUGGGAACAGAACCUUGCUCAAAAUAAACGCGUUGCGGCAGGAACUGACUGA